AUGAUUCUAAAAGAUGAAGGUAUAGUGAUAUGCCAAUAUGAAGAAAACGAAGUUUGGCCAAACAUUGAAGGAGUAGUUGUUGGUACACAAGAGUAUAGAACAAAUAGAACAGAAGCACAUGAUCACGACAUUCAACAGUCCCUUCAUGCAGAUUUGGUGGAGUACAUAUACAAGGCUCACAUACAAUCCGAGAUCGAGUAUUGGCACAAUGAUUUGUUUGAUGAAUCAGAUGAAGAUUCAGAUUUGUUCAUCGAAGACUCGGGCGAUGAUUUGGAUAACGAGGACGAGGAUUCAGAGUGA
Molecule: messenger RNA, 300 nt
Organism: Lactuca saligna
Lineage: Eukaryota; Viridiplantae; Streptophyta; Magnoliopsida; Asterales; Asteraceae
Source: the annotation of a GenBank genome assembly